Bactrocera oleae (olive fruit fly) is the source of this 1831-nucleotide messenger RNA. It is a transcript of the gene Csas, whose product is annotated as CMP-sialic acid synthase. NCBI's taxonomy places the organism in Eukaryota, Metazoa, Arthropoda, Insecta, Diptera, Tephritidae. Gene Ontology annotation, molecular function: N-acylneuraminate cytidylyltransferase activity. The record is from RefSeq and is a predicted model, not a curated record.
UCUUUGUGGGCACAAUAGAUCCUGUUAACCAAUGUUGUUGUUGUUGAAAUUCAAGAUCCGUCACGUAGACUCGAAUGCGAGCCGAACUUCGUCAUUCUUUAGUCGAGCCUUUACCUUUAAUACUUUUACACAGUGGAUAAAUUCCUUUAACAAUAUCCAAUGGAAGCGGAGUUAAUACCAUGCCCGCUGGGAACGAUCAAAAGAGAGCUUUAAAUGCAUUUUGUACAAAUAGCUCAAAGCAGAUGGAAAUCAAUAAUAAGCUGUAAGAUAACAAAGCAGACUUGGCACAAGUAUGACAAGAGUACUUAUUAAAUAGGUCAAGAAAUAGUAUAUGCAGACUUACAGCAACUAUAACGAGGCACUGGCCGUUUGCAUGUGCUAAAAAUAGGCCUGCUGUAGCAAUCACUAUCUCUAUCAAUCUCUAUCUCUAUCAAUAUCCAGCUCUAUCACAAGCAGGACACAAAAUAUUUCAAGCCCAUCAGGUACCAAACCUUGAAUAGUUGUCCACAAAAGUAAUAACGGACAUAAGUAGUUUCAUUGACAGCACCAAAUAGUUUGAGCGAAACGAUGGAACAGAAUAGCAAGACUAUAAUCAUCUAUGAUAGUGCUGCAAAAUGGCGCAUUCAGCGCUAAUUGAGCCCAUUGUAGGCAGCACUCCUACCUACCUACCUAUCAAUGGGGAUUCAGGCUCAUCAUGUCCAUCAGAGUGUUUGACUAAUAUCUGUAUUGAGGCAUAUGAGAAAAGUAUUUACUGUGAUAGUAGAUUUGAACUCAACACCUUGGUUAUGAGGUCAAUCCUAAUGCGCGGUAAAACAAGACCCCCUCGCGGCUACGACACAUUACAAUUGUACAUACAUUUGUACGUACGCAGCUCUAAACACAACUUGAUUAACAAUUCUUGCGCUAAUAUAACGUUUAACGUUAAUUUAAUCCAAUAAUCUAAUUCAGAAGUGUGCAGCUCUUCAUUGUAAGCGCUAUAUUUUCGACAAGUGGAAUGUCGGUUUUACAUUUUUUUCUUUUUUUAUACCUACAAGGAUGUGUUUUGAGUUUAAGCUCUGAGCAGGAAGUACACGCUUUGAUUUUGGCUCGAGGUGGUUCCGAAGGUAUACCAAAUAAAAAUCUAAAAGAAGUGGGUAGAAUCUCAUUACUAGCACGUACAAUAACUGUAUUGAAUAGCUCAGAUUUAUUUGAACAUAUUUGGGUAUCGACGGAUAGUGAUUCAAUAGCGGAGGAAGCUACUAAAUUUGGUGCACUGGUGCACAAGAGAGACCCAAUCUAUGCACUGGAUAAUACUUCAUCCUUGGAAUCCGUUAAGGAAUUUUUACAAAAACACGAUAACGUCAACAGAUUCGCAUUAUUCCAAUGUACUUCCAUAUUUUUGAAAAAUCAAUAUAUAAACGAUGCCUUAAACCGAUUUAUGACGAAGGAUUGCGUGUUCGCCGUUACCAGAUCACAUAAAUUGCGUUGGCAAAUCCGAGAAGACGAAGUUGUAGUGCCUUUAAAUUUUAAUCCAGCUCACAGACCUAGACGUCAAGAUUGGCCAGGUGAAUUGAUAGAAACAGGGAUGUUUUACUUUUCCACAAGGCACUUGGUAGAGGAAGAACAGAGGUUUCAAAAUGACAAGUGUGGUGUAGUGGAAAUCGAUGCUGCUGACGCAAUGGAGAUCGACACAUACACUGAUCUUUUAGUCGCAGAAUGUUUUAUUCAAAACAAAACGAGUUGCAAAAAUUCCUUCACUAAUACAAAUCUGUUUUGAGCAUGUUACGAAAAAAUAUGCAUUAAAUAAAUAAAAAGACAAAUCAGCACAUUUGAGUACUAUAAAAUAUUUAAA